GGCAGGGCGAGGGCGGCUCCGGCCCCGCGCUCCCCCCGCUCGCUGCAAGAUGGCGGCGGGAGCCGAGCGCGGCGCGGGGUUGCCCGCGGAGCCGCCGCCGCUGUGCCCCGAGGAGGUGGCGAGGCGGCUGGAGAGCACCCGCCGCGAGCUCAGCAACCGCCGCAAGAUCCUGCUGAGGAACCUGCCGGCCGAGAGCAGCAGCCAGGAAAUCCACGACUUGUUUAAAGAUUAUGAAAUCAAGUAUUGUUAUGUGGACAGAAAUAAAAGAACAGCAUUCGUUACUCUGUUGAACGGAGAGCAGGCUCAGAGCGCCAUUCGGAAAUUCCACCAGUAUUCCCUGCGUGGAAAAGAGAUAUCUGUGCAGCUCCAACCCACGGAUGCCUUGCUGUGCAUCACUAAUUUGCCCAUUUCAUUCACCUUGGAAGAGUUUGAAGAACUCGUGCGUGCCUAUGGCAACGUGGAGAGAUGUUUCUUGGUGUACAGUGAGGUCACUGGCCAUUCCAAGGGCUAUGGCUUUGUGGAAUACAUGAAGAAGGACUCUGCUGCAAAGGCCAGGCUGGAACUUCUGGGGAAGCAGUUAGAGGAGAGCACUCUGUUUGCACAGUGGAUGGAUGUGAACCAGCUGACCACAAACCUUAUUCACUCCAAGUGCCUUUGUGUAGAUAAAUUACAAAAAGACUGUGCUGACUCAAAAGAACUGAUUCAGGCUUUCUCCCUGAAGUACAAACCUGUGUUCUGCCAGUUUGCCCAGGAUGAGGACGGUGGCACCGGGGACUUCGCCGUGGUCGAGUACGAGAGCGCGGAGCAGGCGGAGAAGGUCCGGGAGCUCACGGAUGGAAUGACCCUCAAAGGGAGAAGAGUCCAGGUGUCCUACUGUGCCCCUGGAGCGCCAGGAAGGAGCACCUUGGCAGCACUUAUAGCAGCCCAGAGGAUGAUGAGGAACAAUAGGAAAGGCUUGCUCCCAGAGCCAAAUCCAGUGCAGAUCAUGAAGAGUUUUAAUAAUCCAGCAAUGUUGCAGAUGCUGCUGCAGCCCCAAUUGCGUGGCCACGCUGUUAAACCUGUUCUUGGAGCAUCUGCAGCUUUACCUCACCUUAUAAAUUCGGCAGUUGGCCCCCCUUUUUUGCAGCUGAACAAAGUUCAUCAGAGCUCAAUUCUGGGGAGCACAUCCAACCUGCUGCUGCAGAGCCCUGCCCACCUGCCACUGCCCCAGCAGCAGCUCCUGAAGAUGGAAAACAUCCAGGCUAACAGUAAACCAGGUUUGCUGGGAGAACCUCCAACAAUGCUCCUCCAGACAGUGCUGGGAAUAGGGAUGAUGCCAGCAGUGAGCUCAGGAAUGGGAACCCGAGGAGAAGCUCUGAAGUCAGCAGCAGGGAUGGGCAUGCUGCCAUUCUUCCCGAAUCAGCACAUUGUUGGACAAGCCAUCCCAGGGCAAAAUAAUGCUCCAGACAAACCCUCUCCGGGCGAAGCCGUUGUGUCGGGAUCACAGCCUUAUCCUCAGACCUUGACAACCCUUCCUGCUGCAGCUCUGAGGGCUGGACACACCAAACAACAGAACCAGCUCAAAAGCACUGACACAACUCUGGGGACUCCCUUGAAAAAACAGACUUCACUGCUUGGGGAACCACCAAAAGAAAUUCGUCUGAGCACCAACCCCUACUUGAAUUUGGCAAGUGUGUUGCCUGGGAUGUGCCUGCCAGCAGCAAUUGCCAGCAAAGCCUCCAAUCCACAGCAGCAGACUGGCCUUCCAAACAAUGUGGUGGAUGCUGCUGUGUCUCAGGGAACUGCAUCACAACAUGCAAUGGAGAACUAUUUCAGUUACUCUCAGCAGCCUGGGGAGUACACACAGGAGGCUGUUCAGCAGUGGUAUCAUUAUGCUCAGGCACAUCACUCUACCCAGGCCAGAGUGGAUGGGUUUGAAAAUGAAGCCUCUGAGGUGACUCCAGCCCGGAGUGAGAAGCGAAGCUCCUCGUACCUCAUUUCCUCCCCGGAGCCCGGCCCUGUGGAAUUCCCGGCUCCGGGAUCCACAGUGCGUUACACAGAGUCCUCCCUCAAAAAAAAACGUGUGUAUUGAGCCUGGAACCCUCCCUCCUGCCUGGAGGGGACAAGGCAGGCCUGGACCUCUGCUAUUUAUUGCUGCCUUAACUCCACACACAUCAUCCUGCUCCCUGGGUGGCUGUGGUGGCCCAGGAGGAGCCCCCUCUGUCACACCACAUCCAAGGACACGGUACGUAUGUGAGGGAUGGCUGGUCCUUGGUGGUCUCACUUUCCCUUGGGACAAGAGGGGACAGUGUUGGCUUUGUCACCUGCCCCACAGAGCAGCUGAGGGCCAGAGCACAGUGACUUGGGAGCUGUGGCAGCUCCACCAGCUGAAAGCAAUAAAUCCCUGAGGAAGGAAAGCUGAUCCUUUCUCCAGUCCUCAGGCUGAGGAACUUAAAAGAGGAACUCUUGAUAGUAAUUAUUUUGUAUUUUUUUAACUCAGAAUGUGUGGGUUUUUUCCAACCUGACUUUUUCCAGGAUUAAGAGUUCUGCAUUUACAGCCUUGGCAUUUUUAAUAUUUCCUCUCAGUCCUGGAAUGGAGUGAUACCAAAUGUACUCCCAGAGCCUCGGUGAUGUUCUCAAUAAAUGGCUGGUAAAAGGAAGAUGUAAUACUGUGCUGCCUUGGAAUUUUCAGUGGCAUUUGGAUAGGUGACAGUUGGACAGUGGAGUAACCUUUAUCUGCUUUUAGGCUGAGAAUCCACAGCUUUUCCUGGGAGGCAGUGAUUUCCAGUGUGUGGAUGUACCCGUCUAACACAGGGGGUGUGGUGAAGCCCCUCCUCCUUCCACAGGUGUGUGGGACAGCUGAGCCAGGUGUGUCCCAGCUCUUCCAGGGCCACCCACAGCCAUUGUUUCCCAGAUUGAGUGUAUUUUCCUUUUUCCCUUCUUUUUUUUUAAGACUUCUUAUAUUUUUAGCUUAUUCAUUAAGAAUUGUUCUUUUCUGCUGUCAGUCUUUAUAGUUAAAGAUUAGCAAUCCGUACUUUUGCAGUCAGUGUUGAGAGGUAAAGGAGGAGCCAGCCCUCAUUCCAAGGAAUCCUUGGAAUCCUUUGCCUUGGAAUCAUGCAGCAAAUCCAUUUGGACUGAGUUCACCGAGGCCACAACCUUCCUUACUCUUCCUAGUUAAUACUGAAGCCAUUUUUCAAUAGUGAUUUUUUUUAAAUAAAAAAAAAAAAGUUUUAAACUUUGCCUUCCAGGCUUUGGGAUGUGAUCAGGAUCCGUAUUUUCAAAGCUUAAAAACAAAAAAUUCCAAUCACAAUCCCUCCUCCCUCAGCUGCUGGGCUCUGGAACUGGCCCACCCUUUGUGCACAAACAGAGAACAGGAGCCUUUCUGGGAUUCUACCUGUAUGUAUUGAUAAAUUCACUUGUAAUAUUUUGUUCCAACUGUUUGUAUAUGCAACUUUCUCAACUUGUUACACUUUUCAAUGAAAAUAAAUUGUUGAUACAUAUUUAAA
Molecule: messenger RNA, 3485 nt
Organism: Pipra filicauda (Wire-tailed manakin)
Lineage: Eukaryota; Metazoa; Chordata; Aves; Passeriformes; Pipridae
Gene: RAVER2
Product: ribonucleoprotein, PTB binding 2
Exons: 13
Coding region: 50-2071 (673 amino acids)
Cellular component (GO): ribonucleoprotein complex; cytosol
Molecular function (GO): mRNA binding
Source: RefSeq, a predicted model, not a curated record